AUGCUACCCGAAGUAAGCAUGAGGGCUGGGAUACUACCAGGUUGCCCAAGCCUAGAGAGGGGGAGUCGAGAGGCAGAGGUCGGGUUCGAACCACGGACCUUCCGGUCAUGCCUAGGCACCAUGCUACCCGAAGGAAGCACGAGGGUUGGGAUACUGCCAGGUUGCCCAAGCCUAGGCAGGGGAAGUCGGGAGGCAGAAAUUGGGUUCGAACCACAGGGCCCUCCGCGCGAACUUGCUGACCGGAAGGUCCGUGGUUCGAACCCAACCCUGGCAAUUCGGCUGCUCCUGCCUAGGCUUAGGCAACCCGAUAUAAUGGAGAAAAAUAAGGUUGCCCUCUGGGUAAAAAAAGAUAAAGAUAAAGCGUUCAGCUGUAGCACCCUUCCGGUGCCUAGCUGCCAUGCCACCCGAAGGAAGUACGACGGCUGGGAUACUGCCAGGUUGCCCAAGCCUAGACAGGGGAAGUCGAGUGGCGGAGGUCGGAUUCGAACCGCGGACCUUCAGGUUAGUAAUCCGCGCUCUAACCACUUCGGCCAUCUCGCCAUCUGGGUAAUGAAGCAAACUCUAUGGAACUACCGACCUUCGAUGUCAACUGGGAACGAAAUAGACUUUCUAGGUGAUGUGCUGAGUUGCCACGCCACCCGAAGGAAGCAGGAGGGCGGUGAUACUUCAGGGCUGCCCGAACCCGGCAGUAGAAGUCGAAAUGCCACGGUUUGGUUCCAACCACGAACCUUCUCGUCAGUGAAUUUGUACAUUAUCCACUGGGUUACCACGAGAUUUAUUUUUCCAUGGACGUGUGAGCAUGCCUUGGAGUUGAGUCCGUCAUCAGAGGUGGGAUGUUCUGUACAGUUGAAAGCGUGUUCAGCCGCCCGUUACCGUUCAACCAUAACACCCUUCCGGUGCCUAGCUGCCAUGCCACCCGGAGGAAGCACGAGGGCUGGGACACUGCUAGAUUGCCCAAGCCUAGACAGGGGAAGUCGAGUGGCAGAGGUCGGGUUCGGGACUUUCCGUACUCCAGCGCUUGGAGUAAAAUGCACAGAAAAACGGCUUUCCAUUAUCAACAGGAUAAGAAAACAAAUUUCGACCGUCGUUGGGCACCUUUGGUCAUAUGAUCCGAAUUUCUCGCAUAAUGUGACAAUCUUCUGCAGACCCUACCUUGAAAGCUGUGUUGAAGCACACAGGACUGCUGACGGAAGACCUGUUGUUCGGGUGGUCCUGCAGGUCAUAGCAUUUAUUGUCUUGACUGGCGUACCUGCGAGAACGUCGUCAAAGAGAAUGUGCCAAUCCUUUAGAUAUAAUGUGCUGAUGCUGACUACCCUCAGGCGGGUUAGCGUACAGCGCUGUGAACCAGAUAGAGUGCAUGGGCGAGAAAUAUUAGGAGACAUGAUUAGGAGAGAAAACUUCAUCCGUUCCGACACAAAAAAGAUCACCAAAAGACUAAGGAUAGAACAGAGAUCGAUAGUUCUGUAG
Messenger RNA from Opisthorchis viverrini, 1467 nucleotides. RefSeq lists its product as hypothetical. The record is from RefSeq and is a predicted model, not a curated record. Bases 1 to 1467 code for a protein of 488 amino acids. NCBI's taxonomy places the organism in Eukaryota, Metazoa, Platyhelminthes, Trematoda, Opisthorchiida, Opisthorchiidae. The transcript has 8 exons.